CACCUUCGCUCGUUAUUGUUCUUUUAUCGAUUACAACGAUUUCACUUCUUUCCUUCUUCGAAAUCUCCGAUCCUGAAAGGCACUUCCACUUACCGCAUUAGGCGUCGAUCACACUGUUGAGAUGGCUUCUUCAGCGAUGCUUUCUGUUGCCUCCGCUGGUCCGUCUGCUUUUCCCGCAAAUUGCAAGACAUCUUUGCGGAAGACGAAAAUCGGGAGCUCUGAUGUAAGACAGUUGUUUGGGAAAGCGAAAGGAAAUCCCUUUCUCAAGUCACAGUGUUUGGGUCGGGUAACCAUGGCAGUUGCAGUUAAUGUUUCUCGCUUUGAAGGCAUUGCCAUGGCCCCUCCAGAUCCAAUUCUUGGAGUUUCUGAAGCAUUCAAAGCAGACACCAAUGAUAUGAAGCUCAAUCUUGGAGUUGGAGCCUAUCGAACAGAAGAACUUCAACCUUACGUGCUUAAUGUGGUCAAGAAGGCGGAGAAGCUUAUGCUGGAGAGAGGGGAAAACAAAGAGUAUCUUCCAAUUGAAGGUUUGGCUGCAUUCAAUAAAGUUACUGCAGAGUUGCUAUUUGGGGCUGACAAUGCUGUCAUCAAACAAAAUAGAGUUGCUACUGUUCAAGGUCUUUCUGGGACUGGUUCUCUUCGCCUUGCAGCAGCUCUCAUAGAACGAUAUUUUCCUGGUGCAAAAGUUCUUAUAUCAUCUCCAACUUGGGGUAACCAUAAGAACAUUUUCAACGAUGCUAAAGUUCCUUGGUCAGAAUAUCGAUACUAUGACCCGAAAACUGUUGGGUUAGAUUUUGAUGGGAUGAUAUCAGACAUAAGGGCAGCACCUGAUGGAUCUUUCAUAUUGCUUCAUGGAUGUGCUCACAACCCAACCGGCAUUGACCCCACCCCUGAACAGUGGGAGAAAAUUGCUGAUGUCAUUCAAGAGAAGAACCACAUCCCAUUCUUUGAUGUUGCAUACCAGGGAUUUGCAAGUGGAAGCCUUGAUGCAGAUGCUUCAUCCGUGAGAUUGUUUGCUGCACGUGGUUUGGAGCUCUUGGUUGCUCAGUCAUACAGUAAAAACCUGGGGCUUUAUGCAGAAAGGAUUGGAGCCAUAAAUGUUCUGUGCUCAUCAUCAGAUGCAGCUGCAAGGGUGAAGAGCCAGCUGAAAAGAAUUGCUCGACCGAUGUACUCAAAUCCUUCCGUCCAUGGGGCUAGAAUUGUUGCCAAUGUAGUCGGGGAUCCUGCUAUCUUCAAUGAAUGGAAAGAAGAGAUGGAAAUGAUGGCUGGAAGGAUAAAGAAUGUGAGACAGAAGCUAUUUGACAGUCUCUCUGCAAAGGAUAAAAGUGGGAAAGAUUGGUCAUUUAUCCUUAAGCAGAUUGGCAUGUUCUCUUUUACAGGCCUAAACAAAACACAGAGUGAUAAUAUGACAAACAAGUGGCACGUGUACAUGACCAAGGAUGGGAGGAUAUCAUUGGCUGGAUUGUCUUUAGCCAAAUGUGAAUAUCUUGCAGAUGCCAUCAUUGAUUCUUUCCACAAUGUUAGUUAAAAGAGAAUACAUGAUGAUUUACUCUUCUUACAUGGUGGUGGUGGCUGGGCUGGAAAUCUUUUUUACCUUGUGGGUUUCCAGUCUUUUAGAACCCUACCAUAGGAAUUUUGGGAGUCCAUUAUUUUGCAAGUAGCUGGUAAUUAUCUUAUGGAAACCUUGUAAUGUAGGUUUAUUGUCACAUUGUCCAAAAUAUGUUGUAUCUGAAGUUCUAAUGAUGGGCUUGAAUGCCUACCAAUAAUUUCUUCUUGUGGAAUGAGGCCUUUAGCGCCAAUACCUCUCUAUGUAUUUCAAAGUUAGCCAGUUGAUUUACACAUUUAAGGUUAUGUUGGAUGU
Telopea speciosissima is the source of this 1858-nucleotide messenger RNA. RefSeq names its product aspartate aminotransferase, chloroplastic. The transcript is spliced from 12 exons. NCBI's taxonomy places the organism in Eukaryota, Viridiplantae, Streptophyta, Magnoliopsida, Proteales, Proteaceae. Bases 122 to 1525 code for a protein of 467 amino acids. Gene Ontology annotation, molecular function: transaminase activity; pyridoxal phosphate binding. The record is from RefSeq and is a predicted model, not a curated record. Gene Ontology annotation, biological process: biosynthetic process; amino acid metabolic process.